This is a messenger RNA of Aplosporella prunicola CBS 121167, 908 nucleotides long. RefSeq lists its product as uncharacterized. The record is from RefSeq and is a predicted model, not a curated record. Lineage: Eukaryota; Fungi; Ascomycota; Dothideomycetes; Botryosphaeriales; Aplosporellaceae. Bases 8 to 883 code for a protein of 291 amino acids. The transcript has 3 exons.
GCUAGAGAUGCAGGGAGGUGUUAGGGAAGAUGCCACUGUUUCAAGAAUCCUUUCGUCCGCCUCGGAUGUGUCACAGGCCAUACCUACGGGGAAUAUUUUAGGGGAUUUCGUACUUCCGCCUUUACUUACCCACGACCUCUACCCUCCCGACAACCUGGAACCAGCCCUAUCCCCUGCUGACCCAAAAACGGCUGGUGAAUUGUUGCCGCCUCGGACUGAGCCAUCGCUCGUCUACUCUCCCACCUGCAGCAGCGCUGAUACGGUAUCUAGCUGGGCGGAUGAGGCCUUUAGCUCCCUUGACAGCAGCUUCGAUGACAUGUCGGACUACGGUUUUUCCAAAUAUCAAACCCAUAGUGACUCAGACUCCUGCGAGCUCGAAUCGCCGCCGGUAGCAAGCCCGGAGAGCCCACAGAUGCAGUCCCACCUUGGCGGGUUCCAGGGGUACAGUCUGUCAUCCGAGUACACGGCAUCCGAGGUUACGCUCACCAAGGUCAGCACAAGGCAGACGACAUGCACUAUCGUGGCAGCUGAGAGCCCCAUGAGGAGUGAGAGGCUCAGCGUUGGCCAAGGAGCUGAGCCGCUCGACCCAGAACUCAAGGACAUGGUUGAGCUGGUGACAGACUUUGGCUAUCUAGGAGGAGCACUAUUUUCUUUGUGUCGCGUCAUCUUUCCCUUUGUCGCUUUUCUUGCGAAGGCCACUAGAUCCUUGGCUCUUCUUCUUCUUCUUCUUUGGACUUGUUUUAGCGCGGCGUUCGGGUGGAUGGCUAUCUGUAUACCCCGUACACUAAGGGAGGAUCUUGUGUCGAAAGCAGCCUGGCGGAGGAGGACGGCGAAACACGCGGCAGGCUUGUGGCCGUGGUCGUGCGCGCUGGAGCUUGCGUAGCCAGCUGUACCCCAGAGAGGCGCUG